AUGAGCAGCAGUAGGCGCGACGUUCUCUUCUUCGGCUCUAUCGCCGUCAGCAUCAUCGGGCAUAAGGUGCACGAUGAGGCCGUGGCGGCGCAGCUGGAGCAGCAAAAUGCCUCUAUAAAGCUGCAUGCCACCGCCAGCACGCCGUAUGCGAAGACAGAGGAAGUCUUUGGUUUAGUCUCCACCUCUCCCCUCUACGAGAUCCGUUCCGCCGAUUCCAAGGCCAGCCCGGCCAGCCCGUUCACCGCUCAGCGCGGCGCCUCUCACCCGCGACACCACCACCAGCGGGCUGCCUUCCUCCCUGUCGUGCUGGAGCUGGCCCCGAAAGCGGCAGUGGAGGAGGUGCCCUCGAUCGCGGACCAGGAUGGUGCGCUCCUGCAGCUUGACUCGCCGAUGAACGACGCCGAUCCGGCGCCGAGCUACACCUCGGCCUCGCUGCGCAUCGAGGUUGGUGUGUCGCGCAGCGGCGGUGACGCGACAGUGGUGGGGGCCAAGGAAGUAUUUCUUCCCUCGCUCAACUACCUCGCCAGCCGUGACAUGUGCACUGUUGUGCGCGUCCCAGUGUGGUCUGACACGAUCCUGAAGUCAGCGGUGGGCGAGGUGAACGUGGCGGAGCUACACCGACGGUCCUCGCAGAUACAAAUAGCCGGCGACAGCAGCAGCAGUAGCAGCGUCGUGGUGCUUGGUGACGGAAGGGACCGCAACGGCAGAGGCGAUGCAGUGAGUGGUCUGGCGCUCAGCGUGUACGCGAUGGUGCGUGUCAUCAGUCUGGCAGAGAAGGUGCGCCUCGUCUGUGAGGCUGACGAUGCCGUGCGUCGCCUCUUGGACCUGCCAGAUCCGGCCAGGAAGGUGAGCCUUGCCCUCACCCAGAGAGGCGAGGCGCCGUACGGUGCCAUGCCCCUCACAGAGCUCUACAAGCACCACUGGCACUUCUUCGGCUAUUACAGUAACACCAUUAUUAAGCACAGAAACGUUGUGAUGCAGCGACUCGCCGAGGCGCCCCGUCAGCGCGAGGCCGAAGCGUCGUUUCCCCAUCGCUGGAACGCGCUCACGGUUGUGGACCUGCGACCGACACUCCUCGGCGAGGACGCGUUCGCGCCUCUCCUGGUCACCUUGGCCUACUGUCCCAACCUCCGCGCCGUGUACGCCGACGGUAACCACCUCGGCGACCUCACCUGCGCCCGUCUCUCCGUCCUCUUCCGACGACACCGCUACCUCGCCUGCAUAUCGCUCUCCAAGAACGUCAUUCACGAGGCCGGUGGUGCGCAGCUCCUGCGACUUGUGCGCAACAACCUGCGCAUCACGUCCAUGCCGUGCCAAGGGAACUUCUUCUCCGAUGAGAUGCGCAGCCGUAUCGAAGAGGUGGCCAGGAAGAAUGCCAGCGUCAUUGCACAGGAUCCUCUGAACGUCUUCUCCUCCAGCUACGACUACCUCACUGACCUAUCAAGUCUGCCCAAGUCUCUACAACAGCAGGGUCUGCGAACGUGGGCAAUGCUCUCUGCAGCCCCGGUGGGUGACGUCGACGUGAUGGUGCGCAACUUCACCACGAGCACUCAACGCACCCUGGGUGACUCGCCGGUCGCCGCGAUGGAGCGGGCUAAAGCGGCGUUGCGCUCACGCGAGUCCCUCUCUUUAAUACCGCCGGCGGCGCUGGCGCCAUUAUUGAGCGAAGUUAUGCGCACGGUGUCCGUUGGGGUAUCCCGCGUGCUUCCCGACCCGCUUGUGCGCUCACUCUUCUCAGACAUGGAGACGGUGGUGGCACAAGAACAGGAGCAGGUCGAGGCUCAGCGUCGUGACGAGCUGGCCGGCGGCAUCCGCGACGCGUCGUUCCUGCCGCCCGAGGUAUGCGAUGCCAUGGGCGGAGCGCACACCCCAGCCGUCGACUCUGAGAAUAUGUACGCUCGCGCCUUCGUGCGCAUCGUCGUGGCGGCACUUCGAGGCGUGGCGUUGGGAACGCCGUGGGCGGAGAUCGCCAAAGUACUCGAGGGCAUCGGCCGUGUACAUCGUGACCUCGGUGUUAUGCCAGAGGACUACUGGCUCGCGGUGCACAUCUUCAUGACCUCGCUACGCAUCAGCUGUGGUGCAGAGUUCUACGAUGCCGACCACGCAUCCUCUUUCCUUGCUCUGCUGGCGCUGGCGGUGCGGACAGCGGCAGGCACCGACGCAGUGCUGCAGUGA
This is a messenger RNA of Leishmania braziliensis MHOM/BR/75/M2904, 2175 nucleotides long. RefSeq lists its product as hypothetical. The record is from RefSeq and is a predicted model, not a curated record. NCBI's taxonomy places the organism in Eukaryota, Euglenozoa, Kinetoplastea, Trypanosomatida, Trypanosomatidae. The coding region runs from base 1 to 2175 and encodes 724 amino acids. The transcript has a single exon.